Messenger RNA from Pyrus x bretschneideri (Chinese white pear), 2286 nucleotides. Its product is annotated as B3 domain-containing protein At2g24670-like. Bases 809 to 1954 code for a protein of 381 amino acids. The record is from RefSeq and is a predicted model, not a curated record. The transcript has a single exon. Gene Ontology annotation, molecular function: DNA binding. NCBI's taxonomy places the organism in Eukaryota, Viridiplantae, Streptophyta, Magnoliopsida, Rosales, Rosaceae.
UCUGAGCGUUGGUCACUAUAGGUUCCUUGCCGUGUUACCAUCACGCACAAUAAUUUUUCGUGGCAUAUGGCUGCCAACGACCAGUACGCUUAUGGUGGGUCUAUGCCAAUUGAGCUCCAUACACGACCUACUGUCCCAUCGGUUGAGCUAUCUUCAUACUUGUUUUCAUAUGUAUGAUUAUGUCACUUACUACUACAGUUUAGUGUUAUUCCUCCUCACUUGUAAGUAAGAGAUUUUAGGUUCGAUUCUCAUCAAAAGUAAAUUUGAACCACAUUAUUGCUAGCUAUUGUGAGAUUAAACUCAUCUUCUCUCCUUUUAGUGUAGACAAUAUCAUUUAUUAAAAAAAAAAGUAUGAUUAUUCGUAAAAUCUUUAACCCUAUAAUAUGGUAACAGAGGAUCUAACGAUGUUUUAAUUUAAUACUACAAAGUUCUUUUUGGUAAUUAUAAUAUUGUUACAUAUUAAUUACCGAUUUUGUGGUUAACAUACACUAUACUAAAUGAUAGUGAGCAAAAAUGCUCCUCCGAUUUUUUAGGGUACUGUGGAUAUCCUGUGCAUCAAAAUUCAGAAAGCCAUUUUCAACGGGUCAAUUAGAUAUUUAACCCGAAUCGGCAUUCAUUCCCUAGUUACCGUUGGGAACUAAUUAGCUUGAAGCCCAAGCUCUCUCUCUCUCUCGCGCUCAGACAGAGAAGGAAAAGGGUUCCAAAUCCCUGAAACCCCUCUUCAGAUCUCUGUCAAUUCGUUCAAAUUCAUCCCUUUCUAGCCAAACCCUAACGACCCUUUUCAGUUCUUGGUCAUUUUGUUACGUCGAUGGCUUCUCCACUCGCUUCUUUUAAUCUCUCAAGAAAAAGAGCAGAAGAAGAGAAGGUGAUUGUGGGGUUUCUGACGAUGGAGGACUUCAAAGGCAUGGACUUUAAUGACGAUUUUCAUCGUUCUUUGUCCUCCAUCGAUCGUCUGUGCGAGGUUCUUUGCGUUCGUAUUCGAAAAAACGAGCAAGAGAAACAACUGAAGGAUGGCUUUGCCGGAAAAAGGAUCAAACCCUCAAGUUCAACACCAACCGAUUUUGCUUCUUCUUCUUGUUCAAACGCUGCCCCUUUUCAGCUCCCUGGCAUACUGCCGCAGGGCAAAUAUUUCAAUCUGGGUUUUGAUCAUAAGAAGCAACUGAAGAACGAGAUCCGACAGCCCAGUUUCAAUUCCAAUUGGGCGCUGCAGGGUAACCCUAAGAAACCAAGGUCAAAAUCUAGUUUUGGGAAAAACCCUGCUACCGCUACUGCUACUCAUGAAUAUGUUGAUCUGAAGAGUAAUAUUGAUUCGAAGUUGAAAAGAAAAUAUGAUGGUGAUGAAGAUUGGUCUGCUUCCGAGAAGAAGACAAAGACGAAGAAGAGGGUGUACACCAAGAACAACAAGACUAGUUAUGUCUGUCCUCCGCCUGAUUUGCCGGAAGAAUACAAGAAAUUGAUCAUCGGCAAGAUGAACGGGACAGAGUUGACACUGCUCAUACAGAAGAAGUUGUACCCCACUGACGUCAACCCCAACCAUAACAGGUUGUCUUUGCCUCCGCUUCAAGUCUUGUCCGGCAGUUUCCUCACAUCUAAUGAGAUUGAAACCCUUAAUCCGAAGCACAGUCGGAAAAGUCGUGAUCUGGGUUUCCUUAAUAUUCCAUUUAUCGAUCCAAGUCUCAAGCUUAAAGAAAAGAAAGGGAUCAACUUGAGUCUGUGGACGCUGUCGAACUCAAACAGAAAAUCCUACGUGUUGAAAACUGGUUGGGGUAAGGUUGUUAAGAAGAACAAGCUGGUUGCUGGUGAUGUAAUCCAGGUUUGGUCAUUCAGGGCUAAUGGCAAUCAACUUCACUUGGCAAUUGUUUUGGUUCAAAGAGCGAAGGAAUGCAGCAAUCAGAGUGGAGGGAGCAGCCAUGUUUUUUGUGGUGAUCAUGGAAUUGAGUGGGGUGGAAUGUAGCACAAGUGCAAGUACUGAUGAAGUUGUGGACACCCACAGUGAUCGUUCAUUUGUCACACGAGUGAAGAUGAUGUUUUAAGGCUCGACUGUAAUUAUGGUCGUUCCACAAUUUCGGUUUGUAGAGUUUAUAUUUUUACGAGCUUUGUUUAUAGUUCAGGCUUGAUUUGUUUGCAAUUGUAAAUGCUUAAUCAGCCUUAGCCAUGUUUGUUGUCGAUGAGUCAACUGUUCAAUGUUGCAAGCAUGUGCAUAAACUCUGUGCAUGUAAUUUUUUGAUGAAAUAUAAUCAUAUUUUUGUAAAUCGUUAUAAAUAUGAUCUUUCCUUUUGUUGCUCA